AUGGCAGAAUCAAAUCCACAUAUCUCCAUAACCCCUACCUUUCUCACCCUACCCAUCGAGCUCCGUCUACAAAUCUACUCUCAAGUCUUUGCCGACAGCAGAAUCCGCCUCCCGCUUCCUCCUGACCACGACCGCAGAAACAAAGACCUCAUCCGAGGAGAACAGUCACAGCCCCACCAUCUCCAGUUCGUCUGUCGCCAAAUCUACCUCGAAGCCCACCCAAUUUUCUACGGGACAGUGACAUGGCACUUCCUUCACCAAGACGCGCUCGAUUCAUUUUUCGGGCCUUGUGAAGACCAACAGCGACAGCAGCGCAUCCGCUGGAUCAAGCAUAUCCGAUUGUCGUGCGUGGAUAUGCUGAAACUUGUUCCGUUUCCAGAAUUAACGGCGCUGAAAACGGUUGAGAUUCAAGUAGAUGGGGCUGCGUAUUUCAACUAUGCGGACGGAGGAGGAGCAAUGUUUGAUGUUCAAUUGAGUGCCGGGGAGCUGUCUGCAUUGGCGAGGGAGACGAUUAGGGAGACUUUGGCGGCAGCUUCGGAAUAUGUAAGAGACGUCUAUGAGAGUUUAAGAUGCCAGAGGAAGUCGAGCGUGCUGUUUCUUGUUGAUCACACUUUCUGCGGUAAGACCGGAUUAAGAAGAAUCCCCGUGCUUGCAUUUGUGAUAUUUCUCGGUCGGUGCUGUUAUUGGAUGGGACCGUUAAUGGAAAGGCUCCUGCUGCUCAUGGUAACUAUCUUGGAUCCUGUGGUCAUGAUGCUCGAGUCGAUGGAUUGUUGGUGGCACGACAAAAUCUUCAGCUUGCAUGUGAUGCCUCUGGAUAUGGUCUUUCAAUGCCCGACGGGAGGAGAAGCCUCUGGUGGAGAAAUCGCAUUUGCUACAGGUGAACUGCCUCCUGUGGCCCGCUUCAUGCUCCUCGAGACCGUUGAAAGAUUUGAACCCGUCUACGGAGCGCUGGCAAUCUAA
This is a messenger RNA of Endocarpon pusillum Z07020, 960 nucleotides long. RefSeq lists its product as uncharacterized. The coding region runs from base 1 to 960 and encodes 319 amino acids. Lineage: Eukaryota; Fungi; Ascomycota; Eurotiomycetes; Verrucariales; Verrucariaceae. The transcript is spliced from 3 exons. The record is from RefSeq and is a predicted model, not a curated record.